AGUAGACAUGAAAUUAUUAUGUACUGUACACUCAAUGCACCGCAAUAAUGAGUGCACAAUUCUCGCGUCUCGGCGGAAGAUGGCGCCCACACUACAAGCGAGCCCAAUUAAGUCUUCGAAUACACUUAAUCGUUUUUAGUCACUUAUUCUAGUGAACUAUACUACUUAAGGUAAUAAUAAAUGAAAGUAUAAGGGACUAUCUCGGACACAUCCAGAGUUUCUCUGUGAUUGCGCCUUGUUGCGUACCCCGUGACGUCACUCCCCAACGUGGCACCGCCCCCUUCAAUCCUCUGUUUUGACAUCCUCGCAUCAGCAUCAUCCGGCGCAUCCCUUCACGCGCGCUCUGGGCACGGAGGCGGAGGCGGGGAUCUCUCGCUCUUUCUGUCUCUCCAUCGGGUCAGCCAUUUAAAUAUUAAACAGUGCACGUUGUAUUUCACGUGGCACUGGUCGGUGCCACUGUCUGCAACUAUCGCAUCAUUUCUUGUUUUUGAAGAGAAACGUCACAUUGCCGGGAUGUCGAGUCUGCUGGAUAACCCUCUGCAGGCGGUGUUGUAUCUGAAGGAGCUCACCGCCAUCGUGCAAAACCAACAAAGUCUCAUCCAAACCCAACGAUAUCGGAUAGACAUCCUCGAGCGCCGACUGGAGGAUCUAGUGCUUGAGAAUCGGCAGCUACGGGACUCCAGCAGCCAUCACCGGCACCCUCCCCGCUAUCAUCCGCCUCCGCCCCCCCGGACCUCCAGCCUGCCCCGAACGAGCCCGGCCAGCAGAGACCCGGUUCAGUCCCAGACCCAGGAGCAUCAAUCCCCACACGACAUGCAGCUCGUGCCCGCUGGAGCCAUUAGUGCCAGUUCGGACUCUCCGGAUCAAGAUGAUGAUGUAGCUCAGGACCCCUGCUGUCGGUCCCUGGUCCCACAAAGACCUGCCACCCUGUGUCGAGCUGUGGGACUCCCACGGGCAUCAGAAAGCCAGACGGUCCUGCAUCAGUUCUGCUGUCCUGCACCAGAACCUUCAGAUGGAGACUUCAUGACCUGCUCCAGCUCUACUCCGACAGCGAGAGAGGAAGAGAAAGAUGAGAAAAAACACAUGGAGUCUGACGUUCCCUGCUCACAGCCUCCAGAAUAUGAGCUCUCACCUGAUCUCAAACAAAAACAGAUUGAAGAGCUGGAGCAAAAGUAUGGCGGUCCUCUGAUUUCCCGGCGUGCUGCCUGUAAGAUCCAGACUGCUUUUCGUCAGUACCAGCUGAGUAAGAACUUCCAGAAGAUUUGUAACUCAGUUCUGGAGAGUGGGAUACCACGGCGUAUGUCAGUACGUAGGGUCCGUGUUCAGAGGGAUGGGUUUUCUGCUGAACGGGCUUUGAUGGAGGGUUGUUCACUCAUGGGUAUCCCACUCACACACUCCACAUCACUGCCGGUGGGUACAUCGACUACACUCACACACCUGGAGGAUACCUUCACUGAACAGGUGCAGUCAUUAGCACGGUCCAUUGACGAAGCUUUAUGCAGCUGGAGUUCAGCACGAGAUGGCGAAGCAGAAAGAUCUUCUGCGGUCCCUUCCUCUGCGUCUCAUCCUGAGGGGAUUCUGAUGGACUCCACCACCCUACAGGAACCCUCGCACAGCAGCGGUGUGGAGAGCAUUCCCCGCAGUGCCAGUAAACUUAUGAUGGCUUUCAGAGACGUCACUGUUCAAAUUGACAACCGUAACUUUCGCCUCUCCUCAUCCAUGCUGGAAUCGGUUUCCCUUGGUAACGGCGUAUCCAAGGAGACCAGCUCAGAAGCCCAAACGAGGGGCCAGUCCGAAUCAUCCGACACAGUCGAUCCUGAGUUUCCAGCGCCGCCCCCCAACGAAGACGAGAAAGAGAACCGACAGCCGAUCGGAUCGGAUGUACACAGCGCAGGGGCGGGGCAGGAGGGAAAACCGACCAGUCAGAAUCUGUCUGAGACGGCAGAAAACAGUUCAGAGCCUGUUAGUAGCAGCAGUACCUCAACAUCAGCAUGUGAGACGAUGAUUCUGUCUCUGCCCCGCCCACACUGCCAGGACACGCCCUGUGGCACCCUCUCUACAGAUAUUGCACGCAAGCGCCUAUACAGAAUUGGACUCAACCUCUUCAAUGUGAAUCCAGAUAAAGGCAUCCAGUUCCUGAUAUCCAGGGGCUUUAUUCCAGACACAGCCAUAGGCGUGGCUCACUUCCUGUUACAGAGGAAAGGAUUGAGCCGACAGAUGAUUGGAGAAUUUCUGGGUAACAGCAAGAGACAAUUCAACAGAGACGUCUUAGACUGUGUUGUGGAUGAGAUGGAUUUCUCUAUGCUGGAGUUGGAUGAAGCGUUGAGGAAGUUUCAGUCUCAUGUAAGAGUUCAGGGAGAAGCACAGAAAGUGGAGAGACUCAUUGAAGCGUUCAGUCAGAGAUACUGUAUGUGUAACCCAGAUGUGGUUCAGCAGUUUCAUAAUCCAGACACCAUCUUUAUCUUGGCCUUCGCAAUAGUACUGCUGAACACUGACAUGUACAGUCCCAACAUCAAACCAGAGCGCAAGAUGCUGCUGGAAGACUUCAUUCGUAACCUUAGAGGGGUGGAUGAUGGGGCGGACAUUCCUCGGGAGAUGCUGGCUGGGAUUUAUGAGCGGAUUCAACAGAGGGAACUUCGUUCCAAUGAGGACCACGUGACCUAUGUUACUCGCGUGGAGCAAAGCAUUCUUGGAAUGAAAACGAUUCUGUCGGUCCCUCACCGCAGGCUCGUAUGUUGCAGUCGACUCUAUGAGGUCAUUGACGUCAACAAACCUCAGAAACAGGCGUCACAUCAGAGGGAGGUCUUCCUCUUCAAUGACCUCAUAGUGAUUCUGAAGCUGUGUCCUAAGAAGAAGACUACAGCCACAUAUACAUUCUGCAAAGCCAUGGGGUUACUGGGAAUGCAGUUUCACCUGUUUGAGAAUGAGUAUUAUCCUCAUGGAAUUACGUUAUUGUCUCCGUUCUCCUCGGAGAAGAAGCAGGUGGUGAGUUUCUGUUCUCCGAGCGCUGAAGAGCUGCUCAAGUUUGUAGAGGACCUGAGGGAGAGCAUCGCAGAGGUGGCAGAGAUGGAGCAGAUUCGCAUCGAGUGGGAACUAGAAAGACAACAGGUUGUGAGAAAUCGGACCAACAAGAACGGCACACAGCUAGACAUCCAUGCCGGACCUAGUUCUGCUACAGGAGAUGAUUACUAUGACAAAACUGGAAGCAACACUUUAGAGGUGUCAAUUCACAACAGGCUCCAAACGUACCAACUCAGCUCUCCUCUGGUCCCAACCAGCGCUCAGCAACACCUGGCCGUCCUGCCUAGCCCCGCCCACGGCUCCGCCCUCACCAUCUCCCCCGACACCCUCAUCCAGUGCCAGCAGAUCGUCAAGGUGAUCGUCGUCGACGCCGCCGGGCGCGGCCACGUGGAGGCCUUCCUCAGCCACAACCCCGCCCAUCGACUCAUCCAGUCGGCCGUCUCCACGCCAACCAGAACGAGGGAGGCUGGCAAGCAGCAGCAGCCGCCCCUCCCUCCUCCACCGCCUCCUUAUCAUCACCCCCAUCAGUUUUGCCCCCCCACCCCUCCGCCGCCACGCCACCUACUGAGCCAACGCAGGUACUCCAGCGGCACACGCAGUCUGGUUUGAGCGCACUGUUACAGGUUUCUUUCAGUGUUGAACGUUUUCCCGAACCUGCACAACUUUUUAUGGUGUAACACGAUCAAGCAAAAACAAAGGACUGGAAAUGAGAAAAAUAACAGCUUGUAAAUAAUGACUGGAUUUCCACGGUGAACGAUUCUUUAGCCACAAACAAUCUGCACUCUUAAAAAACGUAAAAUAGCACAAACAGCCCAUUUUGAAGUAUAAAUUCACAUCUAUUAUAAGACACUAGAUUAAUACCCUUACUGGAGGACCUCAUGGCCUUCACGUGAAGAUUUAGUGUGAGCAAUGUAGAUGUAGAGGAGUUUUAUAAGGGAUUUCACAGAUUUUGUUUGGUGUGUUCAUUUCGUCUUAAUCGUAUGAUGUGUUUAUAUUUUUGGAUUUUCCUUUAAACGGGAAGUUGUGUGCCCCUCUUGAUCUAAACUACACAGAUGUUAGAUUCAUAUUUAAUGUUACCAGAAAAACAGAUAUUUGCAUUCAUGUAAUUCUUCACAUACUGUAGUAUUUUGUAUAGAAAUAGUCAAAUCUUCUUUCAUCUCUGAAGUUAGUCUGUUUUUUUUAAUAAAGCAAAAGUACAUCCCACCUCCAACAAACAUACAAACGUCCCUGAUGAGAAUUAAGUGAUGAUGCCACUAAAGGAUAUAAAAGCUCCAGAUGUUAUUUUGUAUUUUGCAUCAUCUACUUACUUUUUACUGUAUAUCCAAUCAUCUUUCUCAGCUGCAUCGUCCAGUUUGAAGGAUUCACUUCAUCUUGACAGUCACACACCAGAAACCCUUUAAAAUCUUUAUACCCGCUCCUAACUCGUGUCUUUAUCUCAAAGUCCAUAAAAAACUCCUUCUCAACUUAAUUAAAAGUGCUUUGAAGCACACUUCUUAAGUUCUGAGUCAUCAUGAUGUCCUUCAGCAGCACAAGCUGUACUGAAAUAAUCAAUAUCACCUGCAGGACGAUCGGCUGAUGAAAGCUUUAAUGUGAUUGGUUACUGAUUUGGUGGGGGAGAGUAUGAAAGUAUUUUGCUUUAAGAAUCACUUCAUAAUAAGUUUAAUUUAUAACAUUGACAACCAGUAUGAAAUAUAUACUGCUUAACAAUAUUAAUUUAUUCAUCCAUUCAUUGUUUAAUGUUUGUUACGUUGCACGUUUCUUAAAAGUUUUUUUAAGGGGGCUGUAGGUUGCAUACAACACUUUGGUGUCUGUUUGAUGUCUUAUUGUUAGAAAAUGACAACAAAUAGAAAGAAUAAUGUUGUUACUGUAGAUGUCUGUGUGCAAAUACACGACACAACUUUUCUUAAAGGGGACAUAUCAUGACAAUCAGACCUUUUCCAUGUUUAAGUGCUAUAAUUGGUGAUGUCAGAAGGGGAUCUUAUUAUAAUAAUACCGCCCCCUGAAUCUGCACUAUCCAACCACAGCACUGCAAUUUAGUGCAGAGAUCAGCUCAUUUGCAUUUUAAAGGACACACCCAAAAUGUAUCACACCUAAAAAAUUUAAGUUUUAAAAAGUUAUAAUAAAUUGUCUGUGGGCUAUUUUGAGCUAAAACUUCACAUGCAUACUCUGGGGACACCAAAGUUUUAUUUUAAAUUGUGAAAUGUCCCCUUUAAUGUAAUCCAAGUGUUUCCAAAUUGUAUUUUCACUUGGCUAAUGUGUUUUUGUUUGUUGGUUUGUGUAAAUAAGAACAGAAUAUUUAUUACAUUGAGAUGAUUUUGAAAGAAGAGAUGUAAUGGUGUGUCAAAUCAACAUUAUUAUUGAGUGUCAGUUCUUACAGAGCGACUCAGUAGCGUGUAACUGUGAUGAACCUGGUGCUCAGGUAGUUUCAUGUGAAAACCAGGUGCACAAAGAAAAUAUUUCAUGUUAUAUACCACAUGGCUAUGACUGAGAAAUUGUAUAUUUUUAAACCGUAUCACUUUAAUAUUAUGUUAAAUUAUCUUUCAAAAAUAUUAUCGGAUGAAUUUUGUGUUUGCCACCUAAAAUGUUUUCUGUAUUUGCAUGUCACAAUUAUUUCCUUCAUGUGCAGAUAUUUAUGAAGAGCUUUUAUUGGGAAUAUAUUUCAGAUGUAUGAUGCUUAUAUUUAUGUCACAAUUUUUAGUUGUUUCGGUUUAUUAUUCUGCAUCAAUUGUUUGUGUUCGAGGCAUUAUUUGAAAUGAUGUCAUUCUGUGCUUAAGACACAGAAAAUACAGAAAAGCAGCAAAAAAUGUAUUUAUAAAUCUAUAUUUAUUCAUAGGAGGAUGAAAGCUUUACUGUAUAGUUUGCACAUCUGUGUUUAUUCAUUAUACACUGAUACACUCA
Messenger RNA from Paramisgurnus dabryanus, 5919 nucleotides. RefSeq names its product IQ motif and Sec7 domain ArfGEF 3b (gene iqsec3b). The record is from RefSeq and is a predicted model, not a curated record. NCBI's taxonomy places the organism in Eukaryota, Metazoa, Chordata, Actinopteri, Cypriniformes, Cobitidae. Gene Ontology annotation, biological process: regulation of ARF protein signal transduction; actin cytoskeleton organization. Gene Ontology annotation, molecular function: guanyl-nucleotide exchange factor activity.